CAAAACUGUCAGUUGUGUUGGAUGAUUACAUAAAUAUAGUAGUUUUUAAUAUUAAAUACCUAAUCUGAAAGUCGAAUGCAGUAUGUUGAUACUUUAUAUAUUUCUGAUACCAGUGGCUACCGUGUAUACAAUAUGCACAGGAAAACCUGAGCCAACAUGUGGUCAAAAUGCGUCAUACGUAGACUGCCCUAACGCCUGUCCAGCAACUUGUAAAUCUCCAAACGAAGGGAUUUGCAACAAGAAAUGUGAACCCAAAGGAUGUCGAUGCAACCCCUCAUAUCUCUUAUCUAAACCAAAAGGAGAAUGCAUUCUUCCAAAGGACUGUCCGGGUGGCAACCCUUGUCCUCAAAAUGAGACUUUUGUUGCUUGCAAUAUAGGAUGUCCGACCAACUACUGCCCGGUUGAUGAUAGUCUUGCGAUUCUUAUAUGUGACCCAGCGUGGCCAUGUCCCGCAGGAUGUUUCUGUAAACAGAAUUACAAAAGGAAAAGUGUGAAAGAUCCUCGUUGCAUACUAGCUUCGGAAUGCCCCCCACUAAAAUGCACUCGUCCUAAUGAGGAAUGGAAUUCAUGUACCAACUCGUGUCUGCGAGAGAACUGCUAUGAUUUGAAGGAAAGUCAUAUUUCUUGUAAACCAUGGGGUUGCGAGCCACGAUGCGCCUGCAAACACGGAUUUUACAGAAAUGAUUCUCGUAUCUGUGUACCUGCAUCUCAAUGUUUUCCAGAAGAGACUUGUGAUGUAAAACCUGAGUGUAAACGAACUUGUGCUCAACCAAACCCUGAAAACUGUUCUUAUGAAACGGUAACUGAAAAUGUAAAAGGCUGUAAAUGUAAACCAGGAUUCAUAUUAUCUGAUAAGGAUGGAGAUUGCAUAGAAAUAGAAAAGUGUCCACAACAAUUAGGAUGUAACAAUGAUCCUAACGCUGUAGUUACAUCUUGCCCACCUCCCUGUCCAGCGACUUGUCAAUCUCCAAGAGACGCACCCUGCAAGAAAAUGUGUUUAGACGUUGGUUGCAGAUGUAAAAACGGAUUCAUAUUGUCCAAGUUAAACGGACUUUGUAUAAAACCGGAAAAUUGCACAGGUGGUGAUCCUUGUGGUAAAAACGCAACAUUUUCAAGCUGCAGCAACAGAUGUCCGUACAAUUAUUGUCCAAAGGACGACUCCCCAACGAGCUACGACUGCUUACCGGAAUCGCCAUGCCCUGCUGGUUGUAUUUGUAAAUUGAAUCACAGAAGAAAGAGUAUAGUAGAAGACCGAUGUAUUCUUGCAUCAGAUUGUCCUCCAGUUAAUUGCACAAGACCCAACGAAGUGUGGAGCUCCUGUCCGUCUGCUUGUUUGAAGGAAAAUUGUGAAGAUGCUGGCAAAAAGCCAUCGGUUUGCAAUACUCUUGUUCUUAACUGCCAGCCAAAAUGUGUUUGCAAACCAAAUACCUAUAGGGAUAAAAAUAAAGUGUGUGUGCCAGUCGAUAAAUGCCCCGCACCACCACCUAUUAAAUGCGGAGUCAACGAAGAAUAUUCAAAGUGCAAAAUAAAAUGUCCACCGCAAUUUUGUAACAAUUCAUACACUGACUAUGGCAUUUGCCCAAAUGUUACCAAAUGUGAACCUGGGUGUAACUGUAUUAAGGACCAUCUCAGAGAUUUUAAAGGAAAUUGUGUCCUUAAUGACAAUUGUCCUCCACCACCGACUCCUUGUGGCGGCAAUGCGACAUCAACAGACUGUGCUUCGGCAUGCCCUGCCACCUGUGAGACUCCAAAACCGGAAUUUUGCAUAGACCUAUGUAAACCAAAUGUCACGUGCCAGUGUAUGCCUUCUUAUGUCUUAUCACCAAACGGAAACUGCAUUUUGCCGGAGGACUGUCCAGCCCCACCACCACCUGUAUGUAGUGAGAAUGAAGUAUCAAUAAUUUGUAAAACACGGUGCACAUCUGAUUCAUGUGACAGUGGAAAGCCAAAAGGAUUUUGUAGGCCAGGCCCUUGUCGUCGCGAUUGCAUUUGUAAAGAAGGCUAUGCACGAGAUUCAAAUGGGAAAUGUAUUCCAAAAGAAAAAUGCCCCAAAAUACCAACUCCUUGUGGCGCUAAUGCGACACACACAGACUGCGCAUCAUCAUGCCCUCCCACUUGUCAGACUCCAAAACCAGGCAUCUGCCCAGCGGUAUGUAAACCUAACGUAGAGUGCAAAUGUAAACCUUCUUAUGUCCUAUCACCAAAAGGAGACUGUAUUCUACCAAAAGACUGUCCAGCACCUUGUAGUGGAAAUAAGACAUUCACAGACUGCGCUUCGUCAUGUCCUCCUACUUGUGAAUCGCCAAAACCUGGUCCCUGUGCAGCGGUGUGUAAACCUAACGUAACCUGCCAAUGUAAGCCUAGUUAUGUCCUGUCACCAAACGGUGACUGUAUUUUGCCGGAAGACUGUCCAGCACGACCUUGUGGCGGCAACGCGACACAGACAGACUGUGCUUCGUCAUGUCCUCCCACUUGUGAAUCGCCAAAACCUGGUCCAUGUGCAGCGGUGUGUAAACCUAACGAAACCUGCCAAUGUAAGCCCGGUUAUGUCCUGUCACCAAACGGAGAGUGUGUUUUGCUACAGGAUUGUCCAGCACCACCUACAUGUGGUGGCAAUGCAACAUUAGUUGAUUGCGCUUCGUCCUGCCCAUCUACUUGUCAGACGCCUGAUCCACAAUCCUGUAUAGCGAAAUGUAAUUCCAACAGCUGCCAAUGUAAGCCUUCAUAUAUUCUUUCGAAACCAAAGGGAGAAUGUAUUUUACCGGUAGACUGUCCAGGAGGUACCCCAUGUUCGCAGAACGCAACGUUUUCAUCAUGUAAUGUGAAAUGUCCGAAUAGUUAUUGUCCCGUAGACGACAGGCAGGGGAUUAUCAUAUGUGAUCCCCCUCGACCCUGUCGCUCGGGAUGUUCAUGCAAACUGAAUUAUAAAUUGAAGAGUAUUAAAGAACCACAAUGUAUACUGGCUGAAGAGUGUCCACCAGUAAAAUGCACACGACCUAAUGAGGAAUGGAACACAUGUCCAACGUCGUGUUUAAAAGAGAACUGCGAAGACCUAAAGUUAACGAACACAGCGUGUAAGCCGUCGCGGACGAACUGUCAGCCGCGUUGUGCUUGUAAAGAAGGAUUCUAUCGGAACUCUUCGAGAAUUUGCGUACCAGCUUCGGAAUGUUUUCCAUCAAAGAAGUGUGACAUUUCUAACAAAUGUAAAGCCACUUGCGACGAACCGAAUCCUAAGAACUGUCCUUAUCAAGCUGCUACUGAGAACGUGGAAGGUUGCAAGUGUAAACCAGGUUAUGUUUUAUCAGACAAAAAUGGAGAAUGUAUCAGAAUUGAGGAAUGCCCUGUGGAAACGGGAUGCAAUGGAGAUAGUAACGCUGUAAUUACAAAAUGCCCUCCUCCAUGUCCGUCUACAUGUGAUUCACCGAAUGAAACGCCUUGUAAAAAGAGUUGUUUGCCCGUCGGCUGUAAAUGUAAGGAUGGAUUUAUUUUGUCUAAAUUAAAUGGACUCUGCAUUAAACCAGAGAAUUGCACAGGUGGUAAUCCGUGUAGAAAUGGAGUAUUUUCCACUUGCACUAACAAAUGUCCAUACAACUAUUGUCCUAUAAACGAUUCGCCUCCAGAUUACAACUGUACGGCAACAAGUCCUUGUCGUUCUGGUUGUGUUUGCAGAUUUAACCACAAGAAGAAGAGCAUGACUGAAGACCAGUGUAUCUUGGCCUCGGACUGUCCUCCGGUUAACUGUACAAGACCUAACGAAGUAUGGGAUUCCUGUCCCUCAGCUUGUCUAAACGAAGGUUGUGAGAAUGCAGGCAAAAAAACUCCAAUAUGCUACACACUUAUAUUAAACUGUGAUCCGAGGUGUGUCUGCAAGCCUAAUACUUACAGAGACAAAAAUAAUGUUUGUGUACCAGUGGAUCAAUGUCCUACUCCACCUGUUGUGUGUGGUGAGAAUGAAGUCGAAACGUGCAAAUUUGAUGACGAUGAUACUGAACUAAGCGUUUGUAAACCAAAAUGUGACUGCAAAGAGAAUUACUCAAGAGAUUCUAGUGGACAAUGUGUUCCUGAUACACCUUGCCCUCCAAAUACUUGUGAUGUUCCACCUGAAUGUAGACGUACAUGCGCCAAACCUAAUCCGAAGAAUUGUUCUUCUCAAGAAGUAUCCGAGAACGAAAACGGUUGUAAAUGCAAGCCGGGGUAUAUUCUGCUAGAUAGACACGGUGAAUGUGUGAAAAUCGAGGAAUGUCCAUCGGAUUUAGGCUGCAAUGGCGACAUCAAUGCUUUGGUGACUCAGUGCCCGCCGCCGUGCCCUUCUACUUGCUCGGGUCCUAAUGAAAUUCUCUGUAGAAAGGCCUGUCUGGAUGUUGGAUGUAAAUGCAAAGAGGGAUUCAUCUUGCCCGAGCUGAAUGGACGUUGUAUACCACCAGAUGAGUGUAAAGGUGGUAAUCCUUGUGGAAAGAAUGCAACAUUUUCAAGCUGUAGCAACAGAUGUUCCUACAAUUAUUGUCCUAAAGAUGAUUCGCCUCCUAACUACAACUGUUCUCUCCCAUAUCGGUGUCCUUCGGGAUGUGUUUGCAAUCUAAACUACAGAAGGAAAAGUAUUGAUGACAGACAAUGUAUCCUCGCAUCCGAGUGUCCUCCCGUGAAUUGUACAAGACCUAAUGAAGUUUGGGACUCUUGUCCAUCCGAUUGCCUGCAAGAGAAAUGCGAAGACGCUGGUAAACCAGCGGUGCCGUGUAAUACAUUCGUUUUAAAUUGCCAACCGAAGUGUGUGUGCAAAAACAACACGUACAGGAAUAAAGAUAAAAUUUGUGUUCCAGUCAACAAAUGCCCAAAGAAGAAACCAAUCCCGUGUGAUCCGACACCAAUUAACUACUGGAAUACCUAAAACAACAUAAAACCUACGAAACCUUUUAUAAAUUUUAAUAAAAUAACUUUUUUUUUGUUAAUGGAGAGCAUUUCGAAUAAUAUACAUAGAAAUUUUAAGCAGAAAUAUGAAA
Molecule: messenger RNA, 4997 nt
Organism: Papilio polytes (common Mormon)
Lineage: Eukaryota; Metazoa; Arthropoda; Insecta; Lepidoptera; Papilionidae
Product: zonadhesin-like
Exons: 28
Coding region: 83-4885 (1600 amino acids)
Source: RefSeq, a predicted model, not a curated record